UAGCGCCAACCUCGACGGAGGAACAUUUUACGUUAAAGCGAGACUUUGGAGUGCCUUGUCAAAAUCUUUGCUACCGCGAACAUUGGAACACGUGUUUAGUUUAUUUGUUCGUGUUGUUACAAAUAUUGUUAAAUGGAAAACACUGACAGUAUAGGCGAACGGUUAACAGAUGGAGAAGAUAGUGACUCUGAAGUGGAUGACUCGAAUAACAUGAUGGAAGACAGCUCUUCAGAUGAAAUGAACUCAGAACACAGGAAGACAGUAGAGACAAAGUCUGAUUUGUGUGACUCCCCCGUUUCAAAAGCAAGUAAUCACCACAUUCCAAAGAAGAAAUCAGGUGUCAGCUGUUCCAGCAAAGGAAUUAGUAAAAAAUCUCACUGUAAGCCUUCGACUUCUUCAGCAGCUACAAAAGUGCUUCUGGCUGAAGAACUAACAGAAGAACAAGUGAAGGACAAAAAACUUUUAAAAGAAAAGUAUAAAAAUUCUAAAUUCCAAGAGAAACUUCUACUAAUGGAAUUAAAAAAUAUGGAAAGAAAGAUCGAAAUGUUCAAAAAGUCUCAAAAACUUUGAUUCAGGUGUUUCUGGAAGUGUAUUUCUGAUUUUCUAAGUUAUUGCUUUAGUUUCAUAAAACAAGAAAACCAUUUUUUAUUUCUCAUUAAUCUAAUACCAUUACUUGUAAAUAAAAGCAUAUUGUUUAAAACAUCA
Molecule: messenger RNA, 705 nt
Organism: Schistocerca americana (American grasshopper)
Lineage: Eukaryota; Metazoa; Arthropoda; Insecta; Orthoptera; Acrididae
Exons: 3
Coding region: 133-570 (145 amino acids)
Source: RefSeq, a predicted model, not a curated record